Tachyglossus aculeatus (Australian echidna) is the source of this 2456-nucleotide messenger RNA. It is a transcript of the gene SLC38A9, whose product is annotated as solute carrier family 38 member 9. Gene Ontology annotation, biological process: amino acid transmembrane transport. The coding region runs from base 159 to 1856 and encodes 565 amino acids. NCBI's taxonomy places the organism in Eukaryota, Metazoa, Chordata, Mammalia, Monotremata, Tachyglossidae. The record is from RefSeq and is a predicted model, not a curated record. Gene Ontology annotation, molecular function: amino acid transmembrane transporter activity. The transcript has 16 exons.
UCCCUUUUGGGCAGCCGGUCCCUGCUGCCGGCUCCGUCCAGGGGCCGCUCCUUUCUCCAUUGGCCGCCGCUGCCCCGGCAACGCAGUGCUUCCAAUCUGGCAAGGAUUUUCUACCAUUUGAAGAUUAUUGACAGUUCAAGAUACACCAGAGCUUGGAGAUGGACAAAAAUGCUCAGCCUUCAGACAUGGACAAUGAUUCCAGGCCUCUCCUGAACUCAGAGGAAGAGGAAGAAAUCGGUGGAAUGCUGAAUAUUCAGUGUAACUCAGCAGAUCUUCAAGUCAAAAGGCCUUUCCACGUAGAGCCCACCAACAUCGUAAACGUGAACAGUGACAUGCAGAGAGUCAGGCCCCACGCCUCAGCCAUGAACAAGCGGAUUCAAUACUAUAGUCGGCUCACCUCUCCUUCAGACAAGGCUCUGAUUGCCCCAGAUCACGUCCUUCCGGCCCCAGGAGACCUCUAUUUUUACAGUCCGUUAGGUUCUGCUUUCAAACUAGAGACCUGUAGCGACGGUCAUGGUAAAAACAGCAGCUUAGUAACUAUUUUCAUGAUCUGGAAUACUAUGAUGGGAACGUCUAUACUAAGUAUUCCGUGGGGAAUAAAGCAGGCCGGAUUUACUGCUGGAAUCAGUCUCAUAGUGCUGAUGGGCCUUCUGACACUUUAUUGCUGUUACAGAGUGGUGAAGUCACGGACUACAAUAACUUCAGUAGAUACCUCAGUCUGGGAAUUUCCUGAUGUGUGCAAGUACUAUUUUGGCUCCUUUGGGCAUUGGUCCAGCCUCAUGUUCUCCCUGGUAUCUCUCGUCGGGGCCAUGAUAGUUUACUGGGUGCUGAUGUCCAAUUUCCUUUUCAACACCGGGAAGUUUAUUUUUAAUUAUGUUCAUAAUAUUAAUAUCACAGAUCCUGUUCUUGGUACCAAUGACAGCAACAAAGUGAUUUGUCCCAGCGCCGGUGGGCAGCCCGCUAACCACAGCAUGGUGGUCAUCCUCUCCAACGACACCGGCCUGCAGCAGUUCGACAAGUGGUGGAGCAAAACUCACACGGUGCCCUCUUACCUUGUGCUCAUCCUCCUGCCGCUGCUCAAUUUCAAGUCUCCCUCGUUUUUCGCCAAGUUCAACAUCCUAGGCACAGUGUCGGUUAUUUAUCUGGUUUUCCUUGUCACCUUAAAAGCUGCUCGUCUUGGAUUCCAUUUGGAAUUUCACUGGCUCUCACCAACGGAGUUUUUUGUACCAGAGCUCAGAGUUCUGUUUCCCCACCUAACCGGAAUCCUCACCCUCGCUUUCUUCAUCCAUAAUUGUGUCAUCACGCUCUUAAAGAACAACAAAAACCAAGAAAACAAUGUAAGGGACCUGUCUAUUGCUUACUUUCUGGUGGGAUUAACGUACCUCUACGUUGGCGUCUUGAUUUUUGCAUCAUUUCCCUCUCCGCCAUUGUCCAAAGAAUGCAUUGAGGAGAACUUUUUAGACAACUUCCCCAGCAGUGACAUCCUGUCGUUCGUCGCGAGGAUAUUCUUGCUGUUCCAGAUGAUGACCGUGUACCCUUUGCUGGGCUACUUGGCCCGUGUCCAGCUAAUGGGACACCUCUUCGGAGAAGCUUACCCAAGCAUUAUCCACGUACUGCUUCUAAACGUAGCCAUCGUGGGAGCUGGAGUGAUCGUGGCAUGUUUCUACCCAAACAUAGGCGGGAUCAUAAGGUAUUCAGGAGCAGCAUGCGGCCUGGCCUUCGUGUUCGUGUAUCCUUCCCUCAUCCACAUGAUCAGCCUCUACCAAGAAGAGCGUCUGACAUGGCCCACGGUUUUCUUCCACUCGUUCGUCAUUUUCCUGGGCCUGGCUAACAUGAUCGCACAGUUUCUGAUGUGAAAGCCCCAGCUUCAUUUUCCCAAGACCUUCCUCGGUAUUUCAAACUCAGGCGGCAGUACCGCGUAAACUUGGCCGUAAAUGCUCAUCGUGGUUUCUGCGAUUCCCUCGCCGGGAACGGUUGUGGUGGAUUCGGGGGGAUCGGUGCCGGGAGGAGGGCAACAAGAAAGAAAGAGGCGCGACGCUGCCCGUUUCUCUUCCUGCCUCUCCUUCUCCCUUUCUUCCCCCCUCCACCGUCCCUCCUCCUUCCUCGAUGGCUCCCCUUGGGUCGGUGGCGCGGUUUCCUUUUCAGAUAGGGAUAUAGGCACGUGGAGGGACUUUGCUGCCCUUUGCUUGGUGAGGGCAUUUGUUAAGGGGUUUAUUUGGAGCAGGGUCAGCUCUACCACCACUAGUAGAAGUGAAAGCUGUUCUCUUUUUCUCUUCUUUUGGUAAAUAUCUGGCUGUCAACUGGAGCGAGGGACUGUAAAGCCGGACCGGUCCUUUCUAGGCUGAAUGUCUCCUGUGCAUGUGCCCCCUCUGUUUUCAAAUGGGGCAUUGUUGGCACAGGCCAUUUGGCCAGUACUGAUCUGUGCAAGGUGAAUAAAGCAAGUGGGCCUCAAUCAA